CUGAAACCUUGGAUUUCGCUUUUCACUCGUCGCGUCGCAUUCAGAAAUCGUUGAUCAUUAUUAUUAGUGAUACUUAUUAAGGUUCCAUCCUGUGUCAAUAUUUAGAAAAAUACGUCUAAAUAUUCCUUUCAUCAUCUGUUUAAUUAUCGACGACAGGAUUUAAUAAUUAACGUUAAGUAUUUAAAGUGGAGGUGCAAUUACUAAUUACCUAGGCAUCGCGUCGCGUAAAAUAGUGUUGUAGUCAGCGGCUUUACUCCUCCUUUUCCGCUUUGUUUUGUGUUGUCGGUUGUGUGAGCUCAGUGUGGUGAAGUCGUGCAGAGAUACGUACCAAUUGCGUCCACAUUUAUAAAGUUGGAUAAAAUAAUGGCUAACUUAAUGCUUGGAAUUGUGUCGUUUUUGCUGGCUCUAAAUACCGCCCUGGCAAUCACGUGUUACUCAUGUGAUUCAAGUAAGGGAGGCAAUUGUAAUUGGGGCUUUUUGUCAUUUACGUACAGCACUGUUGAUUGUAAUGCCAAAGAUGAGAAUGGUGGCUUUUUGUCCGCCAUAGGUUCAGUUAUACCACAGAAAUGCUACAAACUUGUUGGUGUUGAUAAACAAAAUAACGAGUAUGUCUCACGUGGAUGUGUUACAUCAACUGGUCCCAUUGACUCAUGUCAAUAUCUUGCCGAGGUGGCCAAUUUCUUAAAGCCAGGAGAUUUACAAUCACUGCAAUGUUCAAGUUGUAACACUGACAAGUGUAAUUCCGCAUCUAAAUUUGCAAGUGCCACAAUUGCAGCUGUAUUAUUUGCCUCUUUCGUUUUUCUUUUUUAAAAAACAAAAUAAACAUUAUGUUGUGCCAUUUACCUCAGCAUAAAAGAACUGCGUUAUUAUUUUUAAUUAGAAUACUUUACUGUUUCAUUACCUAUUUAAUAGAACGAUGAAAUACUUAUGUCUUUAGACACUUUUUGUGUUUUGAUACUUUAAUAAGAAUUCUCACUUUUUAUGGAAAACAUUUUGAUAAUAUUUUUACUAAAAAACGUUUUUUAUUUCCAAUAAGAAACGUCACAUGUGUGAUUGUUAUAUAAAUAUUUUAUAAACUUAACAGAAACUUCCAUUUUUUACACAGCUAGUUUCUCAACAGAUAAUUCGCUCAUAUAAGGGCAUCUCUCAUUAUUAGUUCCUCAUAGUAUAUUGAAAGAUAAAAUGUAUAGGCUCAUUCAUUGUUUGCUUCCAUUUAUUAUAACUAUUACUCUUUUUAAAUUAUUUAUGGCAUGUUUGUACUAUUUAUUGUUGGCUUUCGAAAACUUUAUACUUAAGUAUAUUAUACAUGUGAAUAAAUAUACCUAUUUUCGUAAAGUACUUUUAUUAUUAAUUAAAAUAAAUGUAUAAACAUUCCAGGAAAUAUUUUUAGAUUGAUUUAGACAUAUGUAGACACUGCUUCAUACCAAAAAUAAUAAUUACCUCAAUGUAAUCUUGGAAUGUGUAGGUAUGUAGUAAACCAAAUUGUAAUCGAAAAGUCGUAUAUUGUUAAUGUAUAUUCGUAAAAUCUAUUUACUCAUCAACUUAAAAUAUAAAACUCCACCAUUUUAAUGUACAAUAAAAAUACAAUUUAUCAUGUACCUAGCAAUGAAAGCUUUCAAUAAAUUUUGUUUAAAUGUGCUAAAA
This is a messenger RNA of Agrilus planipennis (emerald ash borer), 1644 nucleotides long. RefSeq lists its product as uncharacterized. Gene Ontology annotation, biological process: regulation of synaptic transmission, cholinergic; positive regulation of voltage-gated potassium channel activity; sleep. The coding region runs from base 364 to 810 and encodes 148 amino acids. NCBI's taxonomy places the organism in Eukaryota, Metazoa, Arthropoda, Insecta, Coleoptera, Buprestidae. The record is from RefSeq and is a predicted model, not a curated record. The transcript is spliced from 3 exons.